AUGGGAGAGAUCAGAAGUAAAAAUUUAAAUUUUCCAUUCGAUUUCAAAGAACUUGACGAUGAUCUUCAAGAAGAAGUUUCAUUAAAAUUUCCUAAUCAACCGGAAAUGAUUUUUGUUGGACCUGAAAAAUGGUUUUUACCAAAAUCUUUCAAAGAUUACGCAAAUAUAAUUUAUAACUUCGAUGUGAGACCAUCUGAUGUGUUUGUUUGUACAUUUCCACGAUCUGGGACGACUUGGACUCAGGAAAUGGUUUGGUUGAUUUGUAAUGACUUGGACUAUAAUACUGCGAAGCAAGUUGCUCUAACUAAGCGAUUUCCAUACAUAGAAAAUCAUCUCGUAACGAGUGAAAAAGCAGCCAAAGAAAUGUCGCACAUUUCUGGAAAUAUUAAAAACUUGGAGAAUGUAUUUGCGCCUAUAUAUGAUGUUCUUGAAUCCCAAACAACUCAAAGAUUUAUUAAAACGCAUUUGCCAAUUGAAUUUUUACCAUGGAAAAUCAAACAAGUUGGUGCGAAAGUUGUGUACGUUGCAAGGAACCCAAAAGAUGCCGCAGUUUCCUUCUUCCAUUUCCAACAAAAUCCUUGGUUUCGUUACAAUGAAAAUUUUGAACACUACGCGGAAUAUUUUAUGAAAGAUUUAGUUAUGUAUUCGCCUUAUUGGGAUCAUGUUGCUAGUGGGUGGAAGCAUAAAGACGACCAAAAUGUUCAUUUUGUGUUUUAUGAAAACUUCAAGUUGAACAUGAAACAGUCUUUGAUAAAUCUCGCAGAAUUUCUUGGAAAGCCUCUGAAAGACGAAGAUCUUCCAGGUUUGAUGAAGCAUUUGGAUUUUGAAAAUGCAAAGAAAAAUCCGGCAUUUAAUUUUGGUAACAUUAUGCUCCGCCAAGGAAGUGUUGGUGGAAAUUCUGAAAUAAGUGGAGAAGUUGAAAGGAAGUUCGAUGAGUGGAUAGAACAAGGAUUGAAGACUUCAGCAACUAGAGAAAUGGCAAUUAUUAACAAAAAGUUCUUAAGUGAAACAAACGCGGAAAUUGAUAUCCAAACCUAUGAUCCUAUUGACAAAGUUCUUGAAGCCCAAACAACUCAAAGGUUUAUAAAGAUUCAUCUGCCGAUGCAAUUUCUGCUAUGGAAGAUUAAAGAAGUUGGAGCCAAAGUUGUGUACGUUGCGAGAAAUCCCAAGGAUGUCGCCGUUUCCUACUUUCAUUUUGAAAAGAAUCCAAUAUUUGCUUACAAUGGUGACUUUGAAACUUAUUCAGACUUCUUCAUGAACGAUCAGGUCAUUUAUGCACCUUACUGGAAGCACGUGUUGGAUGGAUGGAAACAUCGACACGAAUCCAAUUUCCAUUUUAUGUUUUAUGAAGAUUUGAAACUCAAUACUGAAGAAUCGUUGAGAAAGCUUUCAAAGUUCUUAGAAAAACCUCUCAAGGACGAAGAUCUUCCAAAACUAUUGGAUCAUUUGAAUUUUGAUAAUGCUAAGGAAAAUCUUGCAGUUAAUGCUGUUAACUUAAUGUUACGUAAAGGAUGUAUUGGUGGAAAUUCGGAGAUGACUGAAGAAAUAUCAGCAAAUUUUGAUAAAUGGACGGAAGAAAAUUUAAGGGAAUCAGAUUUGAAAUUUCCUGUGAAAUUUACAUAA
Clunio marinus is the source of this 1623-nucleotide messenger RNA. The record is from the annotation of a GenBank genome assembly. NCBI's taxonomy places the organism in Eukaryota, Metazoa, Arthropoda, Insecta, Diptera, Chironomidae.